AACAGUUUCUUGUUGAAGCAGCAGCUGUUGAGAGAAACAGGCGCUGCAGUGAAUGUUUCUUUUGGGGUCUCAGAUUUUAAACUGAUAUCACAGUGGCCCAGGCACUGUGCUGGUCCUAUUUUUUCAGAGCUCCCUACCCCAAGCCCUUCCCCACAUUAUCCUCUUCCAUAGUGGUAACUGUGGUUGCUGCUUAUUCUAGUGUUUUGUCCCACCAGAAGGCAGAUACAACGCUCAACCAUGUCCAACACUACCGCAGGCAACCUGAUCAACAAGGGCAGGAAACAGAGCAUCAUCAUCAAUAAGUAAGUACCAAAGGGUUACCACGUCAAGUAGCAAUGUCUAGGGAGAAAAUGGGUUUGGGUUCACAGGAAAAGUACCAAUAAAUGUUAGUCAUUUUGUGAUGACAUAACAGCUAAGCCUUUCUGAUCCUUCCCACAUAACUAGGCAGUGUUAGAAACUGGGAUAGAAAAGCUAGGAGCCAAAUAGCGUCUGGGACCUGGGUUGUGGGCACCAAAACAGAAUGUCUGGUUGCCAGUGGGGGGGGGGGAGCAACAUUUUUUACUUAUUUUGAUAAGAGCAUGAACUCAUAUGCAAUUCACAUAAGUGACACAUGGUUAAUAUCAUAUUUUUAGCAGAAAUUCUGAAUACAUGUUUAAUUUGGUGUUUACAAUAAAAAUAUUGGUACCAUACUUCGGUUUUCGAAACACUCUAAUCUUUAUGAUCAAACUCCUUGAGUGUCAGCCAGGUGCACAAAAAGGCACCCAGACUUUUUGAGGUGUUCGCAAAUGGAGACUUUUUAGGUGCAAAAUACGACUGGCGCCCUGCUAAUUUCGAACCCUGUACCUAGGGUAUUUAUGCAGCACAAAAAAAGAGGAAAUGUAGCAUAUAUAAAGGUAAAGGGACCCCUGACCAUUAGGUCCAGUCGUGGCCAACUCUGGGGUUGUGGCGCUCAUUUCGCUUUAUUGACCGAGGGAGCCGGCAUACAGCUUCCGGGUCAUGUGGCCAGCAUGACCAAGCCGCUUCUGGCAAACCAGAGCAGCACACGGAAACGCCAUUUACCUUCCCGCCGGAGCAGUACCUAUUUAUCUACUUGCACUGUGAUGUGCUUUCGAGCUGCUAGAUUGGCAGGAGUAGCAUAUAUACAGACACACAUAUAAAAUUAUUCAUUCAUAAUGGACAAAGGAGGACAUGGAUUUUAUUGAAAUUUGUUUAUGUUGAUUUAUAUGCGUAGAUGUAAGCUUAGAAAUAACUGCUACAAUUUAAAUGAAAAUGUUCCCAUGGUGGGGAAGAUAGUGACCCAUGCGCCUGCACUGAUGCUGGAAAACCUUGAGGUCCUUCCUGUUCUCCCUUCCUACGUUUCUUUAUCUUUGAACCAGCCUUGAACUGGACAGCCUUUUGAAGAGAGGACUGUCCUCUAUAAAGCAGGACCCCAUUGCCACCGUACACAUACUUCUUUAGCCCUCUCAACAGGAAGCUGGGAUGAGGGAGGGAUCUCUGAAUUUCAGUUUUACCCCAUGUGCAUUGAUUCCAUUUGUCACCUUGUAAGAGGAUGAAUGCAUCUGGGCACUUGCAGGUUCCUCAAGAGAACUGGGCCAAGGCAACUAGUAUAUCCUAUAUGAUAAUCGUAUAUGCUAGGAACCACAAGCAUCCUUCUGUCACACAACUAGAGAAGUCACCAACUACUUCUUUAGCUUUACCCCAUACCUUGAAACAAAUAAGGUAAAAGGUUGGCUGCAACCCUGUACUUACAUACCUUGGAGUAACUGCUGCCAUCAGACUCAGUGGGGGUUACUAAUGAUGUAUAGGAAAACUGUGUAAUGGUCAUAUAACUACACUGAUUUUCAUACUACAGUACUUAUUAUAGAAAAACAUAACUCUUGGCAAAAGCCUUGAUCAUUCCUCCUUUUUCAUUAGACCGAAUUUCCCAAGCCCCAAGUCAAAAUACUCUAUUGUUGUCAUACAGGCCUUAAUACCUGCUUCCUAGCUCAAACCAGUAUCCUUUUAUGGGAUGUAUAGAUGGCCCAAAGUUAUUUUUUUCCACCUCCACAUAAUAUCGAUACUAUCAUUAUACGUACCAACCUUACUGAAAUGUUAUCCUGGUUCAGUUGUAAUGCAAAACUAUAGUUUAGCGUUACAUGCAUGUACCUUAGGCUUGUGCACCCACUCCCUCUUCUUGUGUGGCCACAAGGAGGACACUGGAAUAUUUCACUUUGGUUUUCAAUUAUCUGCAAUUUAGCCUUUCAUCUGAUCCCUCAACUGUCAUUACUCUUAUGUAUGUUUUACUGAAACAAGCUGAUUAGGUAAAUCACCAUGAAGACUAACCACAGUUUGUCCAGGUUUGGACAUAACACUUAACUGUGGUUAGUCAAAAACAGAAGCAAAAGUUUCCAAGCUUUCCUAUGAUUUCAGCAGACCCAGUAACAUCUUGGGUCACGCUGGAGGCAUGAGAUUCCCCUUCUCUCCUCCUAACUGUGAUCCCCUUCUUGCUCCAAAUUAGGUCAAUAUGGAAGUCCUUAUCCAACCCUUUCAUAUGUUGUACUAUAGAGGUGUGGAACAGAUGGUAUAAGAAACUAGCCUCCACACCAGGGGUCAGCAACCUUUUCCAGCUGUGGGCUGGUACACCAUCCCUCAGACCAUGUGGUGGGCCGGACUAUAUUUUUUUGGGGGGGAACAAAUUCCUAUGCCCCACAAAUAACCCAGAGAUGCAUCUUGAAUAAAAGCACAUAUUCUACUCAUGUAAAAACACCAGGCAGGCCCCACAAAUAACCCAGAGAUGCAUUUUAAAUAAAAGGACACAUUCUACUCAUGUAAAAACACACUGAUUCCCGGACCGUUCACGGGCCGGAUUGAGAAGGCGAUUGGGCCACAUCCGGGCCACGGGCCUUAGGUUGCCUACCCCAUCUCCACACCCUCACCGUUAAUCCAGCUUAAUAUACCACAAUAUCAAGAUCAAGAAGAAUUAACAAUAUCUACUAUUCUAUGCGAAGCAGGGCUACAAUGCUGGUGAGACCAUUAUGAAAACAACGUAAUACUUACAGAAUCACUUUUGGAACACUUGAUUCAGGAACUAAUUGACUACUUAGCCACCAAAUUAGCAUGAUCUCGAAGGAUCCUAUGGUGAACAGUGUACCCACGAGAGCGCUGAAACCUUGUGAAUAUCUAGCUGUAGCAAGUGCCCAGAAAGGCAGGGUCUCUGUGGUAUACUACUGUAUUCCCUACGGAUACAAUCUCAGUUCUCUCCACUGAGUAUCUGCCUGUUUGUUGAUUGUAUAACUGGAGUACUCAUAUCAGCACCCACAACCACCUCAAUCUUGGGUCUUUUAAAAACACUGUAUCACUUUUGAGGGUGGAUUCACAAGUUAUGAUAGUAUUGUGAUAGUUAAAGGCUUGAUCAGUUAGGCAGUCCUUCUGCAAGGAUAUCCAUGGAAGGUGAUAAACUCACACUUAAACUGAGUGUAUAAGACGACACAAUCCCUGAGAUUGAAUCUCUUAAUAUUCUGUGGCAAUUACUGAAAAGGAUGAGAGCAUUUACUGCAAAAUGUUUUGUGAAUUGUGAAAUAAAAUAAAAUCUGCUAACAAAAACUGACAGAAUGGUUCCAUUUUGAAGCUACUGUUCUGGCACAUAAUCUCACUUCUUUUUUUAUUAAAGCAGGACCUCAAAAGAGCAGAGCACAGUGAAGAAGUUAGCAUCGUCUUCAGCUUCUGGUAGGAAAAUGAGCUUCACCAGCACGAUGCUUGCUAGCAGAGUUGGAUCACUGGCUCGCAGGAGCAUACUGAUUUCUUCAGAGGGAAAGUCUUUCGAAAGGGGCUCCAUAGCAAGUUGCAAACCUCCUAUCCAGGUAAUGGCAUAACAUAAAAAAGUAACACAGCUACAUUUGAUAAAUAAAUGGGUAUGCUGGCGAUGCCAGGCGUUUGCUGCACAACCUUUGUGUGUUAAGAUCAAUCUUAUAACGAAAGCUAGCUAUUUUCUGAGUAGAGACUUGUGGAAAAAUGUGAAUGAUACUGUUGAUACUGUUUCCAGUAAUAAACCAUCAAGCAAAGUGUUUUGCUAUAUAAUGUAAGAGUAAUUAUGUCUACAUAUUGUGCUUUGCAGUUGAUCAUAUGGACCAUGGGUUGUAACCAGCUACCCAAGAGAGUAGGCUUACUGAAAUCAAUGGACAUGACUUAUCUCCAUUUAGUUCAAUGGCUCUACUCUUGAGUAUGACUUAUUUCAAGACAACCCUAUGUUUCCAGGCCACUGACCUGUUGUUUGAGUACUGGUCUGCUAUCCGAGUACUCAGUCUCCCAUAUGCAAGUGAAGAAUGUUUCUUCUCCAUGACGCAUCAUGACUCUGAGCUAAAGAGCUCAUUACACAUAUCAGUUGAGUACAUACAUGCGUUUGCAUGAAAGUGUGAUGGCAUGAGGACUCUUCACAGGCCCACAAACUCAGUCCAUUAUCAAAUAAUAUGCAGUCAAUCCUAUUCAAGUUUCUUUUUUGCCCCCCCCCCAUAAAAAAUUGCCAAUAGCCUGGAAAUACUACUUGCUAAAAUACCACUACAAUUCAAAUUACAAGAAAGCAACAAUAUACUCUAUCGAUAAAAUCAGGUUUUAAAUUUCCAUAUUAAAAAACAACACCACCCCCUUCUGACCAUAUGCAAAGAUCCGGUGGAAUGAAAAUGCCUUAAUCCACUUUAUGAAAAUCAUCAAGGAGAGUUUGCUGCAGACAUCUAGAAGUUGGUUACAGGAAAAGAGUGUCAGAGGCUCCUGAAUACCUGAAUGUCAUAUUACAUUCCACCAGACUUAGUCUCAUACAAAUGUGAAUAGGAGGGAGCUUUAGGCUGCAAUACCAGAGCCAUUUACCUCUGUGACAGUUAAUUCUGAACAGAAAAGGAUAAGAUGAGAUGUUAGGCUGCAGUUUUGUGCACUUACCUGGGAGAAAAUCCAGCUGAGCUCAAUGCAACUUUCUUUUGAAUAGACAUGCAAAAUGAUUUGUUCUGUUAGUUUCAAUAAAUUAGCUUGAAAUCUAUUGGUUUUAGGUGUGAUGAGAACAAAAACCAGCUCAUACGUUGUUUUUUUGUCUUGUAACUUUGUUGUAUCCACAGGUUUUUGAUGACCUAGGAAAAGAUGUGACUCCCCGUCCACUCUACCAACCUGAGCCAAGUGUUGCUGGACCCACCCCCGGGCCCAUGCACAGACCAAGCAAAAUCUUAUCAACCCAAGAUUUUGUUGGGGCAGUGCCAACAGAAUUCUUGUCAUCCCUCUCUCUGCAACAAGCGUCUGGGACAAGUAUUAGCUUAGCAGGCCCAUUCUCCAGGUAUGACACAGCAUCCGAAACCUGUUUGGGCUCCAACAGCAAUACAUAAUAUUCAGAAGUGGGUAGAAAAGGGAUUUGGUGUUCUCUUACUGCCUUUUUUGUUGUUGCAAAUCUAGUUGUAUUGGCUGGGUAAAAGGGCAAAGGUCUUUAUAGGCCUGUCUAAUACAGCUGUGGGCUGUUUCUCCGAUUCCAGUUGUAUGAGCAGAAGUUGUGGAUGUUAACAGGCUGCAAAUUCUGAAGCCAACUUCGGCAGCUUUGCAAUAAUGUGGGGUGGAUUGUUCUUGCCACAGGGGCUUUGCGCCAUGAACUUUUGCAUAAAGGGUGUCUCCUUUAAAAGGAUGAUUAGUCAGAUUUAGAUAUGAUUAUGAAAACUGCAGUUCAAGCAGGAUCCAUCCAUUUUUCUGUUUCAUUAUCAUGCAGUUCAAGGAUGAUUGAUUGAGUGUAUCACCCUCCUUCUCCUAACAUAUCAAGCUUCUCUUGUGGCAGGCCUAUUCAUUCAGCAGUUCCAGAAUUAACUUCUUCUUAACCAGGAAUCACAGGCAUGUCAAGUAAACUGGCAGAUAUUCGUGGAGUCACAAGGAUGAGACAGUGCUCAUUCCUAAUCAGUGUCCAAUCAGUUCCACGGCUGUGACAUUUUCCUUCGGUACAGGCAUGCCUCAUUUUAUUGCUCCUUACAAGGACAUGGGUGCAGCUGCAGGCAGCCCAGACCCUUCAUGGGGAAGGAAACUCCACUGCUGCCCCUGCCCUUUUUCUGGCACUGGGAAUGGAGCUGGCUAGGGCUGGAGCCGGGUUUUCCCCCUGUAGCUGAGGGACCUGGCUUAAUAGGCUACUGGAUAGUGUAAACGUAACUUUUAUAUGGACUGCACAACAAAACAAAAAAAGUGUGACUCGCUUUAUUGCGGUGGUCUGGAAUCGAACCCACAAUAUCUCUGAGGUAUGCCUGUAUUCAUAGAGCAUCCUGAUUCACAUACUCAAAGACCAUCCUGAGUUAUUUCCCUCCUGCGCUGGAGACACUGGCUCCAUUCAUUCAUUCUUACACACACACACACACACACACACACACACACACACACCAGUUCCAAGUCUGUCAUUAGCCCAGAGAGGGAAGUUCCUAUUGUCCCUAACAGAUGCCUCCUUACUGGGACAAAUAGCUGAGGCUGGGAUAGGGUAUCAGUGGAUAUUUAUUUUUUAAGUUGUGCAUGUACUUAAAUUCAGAGGUAGUACCAUAUGCCUUUUCUAUGUCUGAUGGAGCUCAAACACUUCUGCAGCCUAGUGGUUCUUCAUCCGAAAUAAAUACUCUGUGGCAAUUAAACUGCUGUGGGAUUUUAUUGGUUGGCACCUCAUAUUCCUGUUAUAAGUGCUUUGGCAUUCUUUGUUAUUUUACUUCCACUACUAACUUCCUCUUUCCCCCCACAAACUACAGAACAUAUGGUAGUAGCAGUAUUACAAAGUCUACUACUUCUACUGAAUCAUUGGCAGAAGAAAUUAUAGAACCUGGAACCAGACAUGAAGCGCUUGCUAGUUUUAUAGGUAGAGUAAACUUAUACAAAUGCAAUACACUGGAAUUUUCUCAUGUGGUAUCACAUUUAGGAUGUCACGUGACAUUCCAAAAUGCUCAAAGUCAGUAAAUAUUCAGGGCCAACCACAUGUUACGGGGAUGCAUGGCUGCUACUGACCCACAUCUCUUCUGCUUUUGUCCCUAGUAACAUCUGGUAAAAGAAUGGUAUAUUGCCAUUGCUUUUACUAUUCUCUGUCCCUGCUCCAUUUCAUGGCUACUGCUUGCAGAGGGCAGGGGAAUGGAUGUGGUGAUGUCACAUUUCACUGAACAAAAUUUACUGAAAGCAUGGGAAAACGUGAGUUGGCAACACCUGUGCAUCCUUUGCACCAUAUAGGUAGACUCUACUGGGCCAACACGCUGUCUCUUAUAGUAGUGUAUCUUAUAGUAAAGACAACCCUUGUAAUGUUUACAUAUGAUUUCUUAAUUAUUUAGCACAAAACAUUACAAACCCGUCAACUGCCCCAGAAAAAAAACAGGACAUCCUGUUUUUUCUUGUGAGAGGACACUGGCCCCAAUGGCCAGUGAUUACGGGCUGCACUUUUGGGGGGCAUGGCACCCCAAAACACACAUUUUGGGGCACAGCAUAAGAUCGCUGUCCUGAAAAAAACUGUUUUUUUGAGGGGGUGAUCUCACACGACUCCCAGGAGAGUACGGUCAUGAAAAGAUGGCAUCCUGGUUUGGGGCCGCUUUGUAUCGGAAGGUUUGACAUUAUUUAAUUAAUUCACAUGGUUUUCUAAUUUGGCAGAUGUUCAGGUCAGGCGAGAAGCAGUGCCAGAGCCACUGACAAAGCGAGACCUGGAAAAGCGUGUGGAUAUUUUCCUUACGGAGACAGAAACAAUUUGGUUAUUUGACAUGCCAACUGUCAUGCUGUCGACAGAGUCUGAAGAAGUCGACUCUGUGAGGUAGGCACAAUUUCUAUGUAAUGGGGCCCAUCUAUUGGGCCAUCUAGUAUUAGCUUUGCAAUGAAAGUUACAGCGCAAUCCUAACCAUGCCUAAAGGUAAAGGGACCCCUGACCAUUAGGUCCAGUCGUGGCCGACUCUGGGGUUGCAGCGCUCAUCUCGCUUUAUUGGCCGAGGGAGCCGGCGUACAGCUUCCGGGUCACGUGGCCAGCAUGACGAAGCCGCUUCUGGCGAACCAGAGCAGCACACGGAAAUGCCGUUUACCUUCCCGCUGGAGCAGUACCUAUUUAUCUACUUGCACUUUGACAUGCUUUCGAACUGCUAGUUGGCAGGAGCAGGAACCAAGCAAUGGGAGCUCACCCCGUCGCAGGGAUUCGAACCACCGACCUUCUGAUCGGCAAGUCCUAGGCUCUGUGGUUUAACCCACAGCGCCGGUUUGGGGAAGCUCAGUCCCAGGGCCUAAUGUGGCCCUUUAAGCUUUCCUGCCUGGCUCCCCGGACUCUUCCUAGUCACACACCCCACACCCCCACUGAACCUGCUUUGCCCUCUCCUUGAGUGUUUUUGCCUGGCUGGAAUAUGCCCUUGAACUCCGUUAAGGCAUCAUGCUUUCCUUAAUGAAACGGUAGAGCAGGGCUUGUGAGUGGGGGUUGAAAUGUGCCAAGUGUACAAAGGUGAAAUUUACGUUAAUUGCUCUGUCUGCGUUUGCAUCUGGCCCUGCCUACAACUAUCAUAUGGCCCCUGAAAGGUUGCUCAGAAGGGAAUGUGGCCCCCAGAAUGAAAACAGUUGUACCCCACCCCACCCCUGCCUUGCUGAAUUGAAUGGAGAUUACUCCCAGGUAUGUGGGAUUAGAAUUUCAGCCUUAAAAUGACAUCUCUCAUGGUAUUAUCCUCAAAGUAUUCUCUUUACCAUGGGAUUUGGGCCCUACUUCUCUGUAAAUUAAAAUAAUGCAGCAUUGAUUUUACAAAAAAUCCAAGCACUAGAACUUCUGAGACUAGAGAGGUUCUACCCCUUUCGUUUGGCAGCAAUCCUAAACACAGUCCGCCCAACUAUGAACAAAUUCGUAUUUACAAAUCUGUUCAUCACAUUUACUUGGAAGUAAGCUAUAACUAUUAAAACCCUUGGUCAUAUUAACCUGCAGGAAAACAGCAGAAGAUCAAGGUUAGAGCUUGGAUUACAUUGUUAACACAACUUUAAUUUUCUGUGUCGGGAGGAGGCAAUUCACAUAACCUUUCUAAAGGCUACAUAACUGCAUUGCAGCAUUUCAACAAUCUGGUCAACAAUCUUAUCUUCCUCUGAAGAAUCUUGUAAUCUAUUGUAAUGCCAUUUAAGCACACUGUUCUACAACUACUGGUAAAAACCACACCAGUGCAUGCUUAUUUCUAAGAAAAUUUAUGUCCCUGAAGGGAAAACAAAACAAGGAGGAGUUGGAGUACACAGGUGUUGCUGCUGUUGUUGUUAAUAUACAUAUGUAUGUCUUUUGUUUUUCAAAGAAAAAAGAAUGUAGCUUAUAUGGAACUCUGUAAAAACAGAGCUGGCAAUGACCGAUAUGUCAACAGAAUGAUGCAAACUAUAGGCGGUGCACCAAAGACUAAGGAAAUGCAAUGUGACAAAAUUAUCAUGGAUGACAAAGGUAAAUUACAGUUUGGAAAUGUUUUUGGAGCUCACUGAAAGAGGCAUGGAGAAAGACCUGUAGACAAAACCAAAGCUUCUUUUUAUGUGGGAGCAAAGUCCAAGCAUUAUCUUUUCCAUACUCUCAUGUAGGUAAAUAAGAAUGUAUGUGGCUCUUGGCCCAAACUUUUUUUCAUGUAAGCAUCCAUUCAGCAGGAAACAUUCACAUGGAACACCAAGAUUUUGCUGCAGAACCCAAAGGAAAAAUUAAGAAAACACUGUAUUUCUAAAAAUAAUUCCAUCUAUCUACUUGCAACAUCUUCUCAUAAAAUAUCUGGAUAUCACUGUGGGCAUAGGAUUGCCACAUUCCACCAGGGAUAGAGCUUCUGCUUCUUUAAGAUAUCUAAAGAGGACCGUCAACAGGCGGUACUUUUCCUGUCAGUCUAAAAUGGUGGUUGGGCAACCUAUAUACAGUAUUGCUGUCCCCAUAGCAUUUAAAGAAAACAGGGGUCCUUUACCAGAUGAAAUAGGCUUGGUGUUUUCAUGUGGAUUUCCCCCUCAUUGCCCUGUAAAAAGUGAGUGAACAUAAAAAUGGCAGAUGAUAGGGAGAUGUACCUGUCCAGGCCUCAAAACUGAUAUAGCUUUCACUGGGAAAAUGAUGAUCUGGCAGCACUAGUAACUCAUACUCUAGAAGCACUUUAAGUGUGGUAGGGUAUAUGCAGGUGUAGAUCCCUCUAGGGGACUAUAUUGCAUUAAAAUUUGAGAAGACCCUUUAGAAAGUUGGCAAACGUCUCAGAUCACAUUGUUUCAAAUCUCCCAGAAAAAUAUGCAGCUGCAAACGCGAGACAUUAUGCACACGUAGAAAGGAUUGCGCACCUUCCAACGACACUCACCCCAGCUGAUUACAACGAGCUCGUUCAAUGAAUCUUGCCAUUUGCUACUCCAAAGUAUAACUACCCAUUUAGUUGCAAUCGUUUGUAACAUAAAGCCAUGCACAUGCAGAACAAGGAGCUAUCUAACAAUGUCCUUUGUCUAUAGAGAUAAUGGCCACUACCUGGGAUUUGUAUGAUUCCUUUAAUGCAUUGGAAGCAGCUAUCGCAGAAAAAAGUACCAGACCAGUAAGUGUGACCAGCAGUAAGUCAACUCUAUACAGGGAACGCGACAGAGCCAUGUCUGUAGCUUCUGUAGGGAGAGGUAAAUUCAUUAUUUCUGCAUCUUUGCUAGCCAUGAAAAGUUUCAAAUAUUACGUAUAUGCCAUGAUAAAAAAAAAAGAAACAAAUGAUCAUAUACAUGCAAUUACACAGGAGGGUGCCUGUCUCCCUUGCAGCUAGGUUAGGACCCUAGAGAUUAUUGAUGCUGAUUUGGGGAUGGCAAAGUAUAGUAGGAAGAGGACAAUUCUGUUUUAACCUCAGUAACUUAAUAUGGAAUCAAGUAACUUGCGGUUAAUAUUUCAGCCUUUUUGAGUGUUUAAAAGGUAAAGGUAAAGGGACCCCUGACCAUUAGGUCCAGUCGUGGCCGACUCUGGGGUUGCGGCGCACAUCUCGCUUUAUUGGCCGAGGGAGCCGGUGUACAGCUUCCAGGUCAUGUGGCCAGCAUGACUAAGCUGCUUCUGGUGAACCAGGGCAACGCACGGAAACACCGUUUACCUUCCCGCCGGAGCGGUACCUAUUUAUCUACUUGCACUUUUACGUGCUUUCGAACUGCUAGGUGGGCAGGAGCAGGGACCGAGCAACGGGCGCUUACUCCGUCACGGUGAUUCGAACUGCUGACCUUCUGAUCGGCAAGUCCUAGGCUCUGUGGUUUAACCCACAGCGCCACCGAGAAACAAAACACAUUGUACCUGAAACAAAAAAGGAAAUAGGAAUGGCAUUUUUAGACCCAGGAAAAGCAUUUGACAUUUGGGAAUGCAAUUAUCUGUAUCAAGUUUUAGAGGAGUUCAGUGUUAGUAAUUGGUUUAUGAACUAGCUAAAAUUCCUGCUGCUUAAAGUGAAUCUCACAAAAUCUGAUUUAUUUGGGGGCAUACAACAAAUAGGUCUGUUAGCGCUGUUGCUGUUUGUUAUGCUGAUUAAACUCUUGGUAAAGUGCAACAAGAGAUGUUGAAAAUACAUAUUGGGCUAAAGUAGGAUAAGUAAUGUUUAAAAUUAAUUUAUAUGCAGAUGAUGACUUCUAUUUAAAAUAAAGUUCUAUUUAUAAAUGAGAUCUUUUAUGAGUCUAAUUGAAUUGCUUUAAUAUUUGGUCAUUUAUCCAACUAUAAAGUAAACCUAGUCAAAUUGGAAUGGAUGUGAUUUAAUAUGGAAAAGGAAAUUAAAACAAGAUAGCAUAAACAAGCUGGGUUAAUUCUAUGGAGAGAAAUACCAACAAGAGAUCCAUGUAUUUGGAGUACUUCUCAGUUGGAAGAACUAGGACAAUUUAGGCUGCAAUCUAUCUCUGAGUAGAUGUGGGUGGGAUUCCAUAGGCAAUCAUGCAUUGUUAAAUAUUCUUCAGUAAUGACACUAUGGGGAAAGUAUUUUUAAGUUUAACAUUGUGAGAUCAUUUAUAUCCCCAAAAUCUUGAAAGUACAGUAUCCCAUUUCCUGUUAACUCUUAUUUGAAUCUAAGUAACCCCAAUGACCUUUUGGUGGAAUACACGCACACACACACACACACACACACACACACACACGGAUUGGGGUUGAGCAUACCACUCUUCAUCAAAUAUUACAGAUUAGUUCACAAAAUUCAAAGCAAAAUACAAUCGCAUAGUAGUCAAUAUAAAACAGUAGUAAAAAAGCAGCUGAAUACUGCUUUUAAUACUGUUUGCUGUCAGUUUUUAACUCUAGAUAACAGGAGACCUAAAAGCAGUCUGGGUAAUACUGAAAGCAAAUUAUGAAGUUUCUUUUCCCAUAAUUCCUUCUGGGGGGAAAUUAGAUUAUGCUAUUAAAUGACAUGUCUCUUUCUUUCCUCAGAAAGCACUACAAGUUCUAUCAUUGACUUGGAAAGUGUAAUUCUUUCCCGGAUUCACGAAGAGAUAGAAGACCACUCAGAAGCUAUACUGAAAUCUGAAAAAUUUAAUCAAGAUUUGUUUUAUAUGGAGAGGGUCCUAAUGGAGAAUAUUUUCCAGCCCAAACUAGCAGCUUAUCGGCAGCUUCCUGUCCUCCUAGGUAUAUUUUUCUUCAAACAUUUUAAUCUUGGUCUGAGAAACUUCCUUGCAAAAGUAACUGCAAGUAUUUAGUUUAAAUGAGACUGUUACGACUUUCUCUAACUCUGCUAAUGAAUGGUUUUUUAUCUUGGAACCACCCUUAUUACCAACAGACUUUAUUGAAAUGGAAAUGGAUUUUCCAUUGCUCCUGAAAACAAAUUGUGUGAUUUGUAUAAAAACAAGCUUUUAAAACACUAUUUAGAAGGCCCGGCCAACCCAUGAGGCGAGGUGAAGCAGCUGCCUUGGGCAGCAGAAACGCCUGAGGCAGCGUCCCUGUGGGCAUCCCACAUGCCCCACUCACUCUGCACCAUUGCCACCCUGUGAGGGAGACUAUGCUAGGCAGGUAGUUCAGACACCAAGGUUGAGAAACUGCACAUAUUUAGAGUAUUAUUAUUUUUUUGCUUGUUUAUCAGGGCUGGCAGCUUUUGGGGGGGGGGCUAGUAUUUAGCUGCAAAAUUCAGAACUGAAAUGUUGCAGUUAAAGCGAGGGGGAGGCUGCUUUUCUGGAUUUUGGCAUGUUUAUGUUCCUUUACAGGUUCUGUGAAUGACAUUAUACAUUUGUAUCUUGCUUUUCUGCCCCAGGAGCUCAAAGUUGUGCACCUCAUUCUCCCCUCCCUGCUUUAAUCUUUGCAACAGCCCUGUGAGGUAGGCUAGGCUAAGUUAAUAUAGUUAUUUCCAACAGAUUGUGGUGGCAGGGGUGGGGGGAAAUACAGCGCCCCCAAUCCACAAGCGGUGAGCAGGGACAAAGAAAUCUUGCUGGCCUCUGUGCUUCCUCCUCAUAAUUUUCUUUCUAAGGAGCUCCCAUUCUAUCAGGUUGUCCCUUCUCCGCCUGAGACUGCUGCUAGGAAACUUGAGCUUGUCUGGUUUAGCAAGACUUGCUUCUCCUUUCUUUGAAACCACAGGAGGUGGUGACUUGGAGGAGCUUGGAAGGCACACAGUGCCCCCUCUGGGCACAACUGAACCCUGCCACUUAGUCAUUUAACGUUCUUCCUUCCUUGAUUCUGCAGUGAGGGAGGGAAACAGCACUGACCUGGAUCUUAAAACAAGUGAGCACAAGUGAAGCCUCCUGGAAGCCACCUUGCCUCCCCAAAAGACCCUCGAUAGAGAAUCAGGUUACAGACACCGUUAACCCAGAUAUAUUGCUUCAGGUUAAGAACUUUGCUUCAGGAUGAGAACAGAAAUUGUGCUCUGGCGGCGCGGCAGCAGCAGGAGGCCCCAUUAGCUAAAGUGGUGCUUCAGGUUAAGAACAGUUUCAGGUUAAGUAUGGACCUCGGGAACGAAUUAAGUACUUAACCCGAGGUACCACUGUAUCCUUUAGCAACUAGGCUACUGCAGUUAUGCACUCUACCCUCCCGUGGAUACGCUCCAUCGUUGGUUGGGACAAGAAACCAUAAGAUCAGGACAGUCACAGCAAUACUCAAAAUCUUUGAUUCCAAAUCUGUGUUUGUCCUUAAAGAUAGCUAAAGGUAAAGGGACCCCUGACCAUUAGGUCCAGUUACAGACGACUCUGGGGCUGCGGCGCUCAUCUCACUCUAUAGGCCGAGGGAGCCGGCGUUUGUCUGCAGACAGCUUCCGGGUCAUGUGGCCAGCAUGGCUAAGCUGCUUCUGGCGAACCAGAACAGCACACGGAAACGCCGUUUACCUUCCCGCCAGAGCAGUACCUAUUUAUGUACAUGCACUUUGAUGUGCUUUCAAACUGCUAGGUGGGCAGGAGCUGGGACCGAGCAACGGGAGCUUACCCCGUUGCAGGGAUUCGAACCAUCGACCUUCUGAUCGGUAAGCCCUAGGCUCUGUGGUUUAUACCACAGCGCCACCAGCGUCCCUUGUCCUUAAAGAUAGCCGGUGAUAACCGUAAUUGUGUGGUUCUGAAAGUCAACCCUGUUCAAAGAACAGAAAUCUUCAUAUCGAUUUACACAUAUAUUUGUGUAGAUUUCAACCACACUAUUUUUUAAUUUUUUUAAAAACCCAAUAUAUAGUAAGUCAUGGAUCAUUUUGGGCUGGAAUCCUAAAACCAAUCACGAAGUGCUAAAUUCCAUUGGGGCAAAAUUUUGCGCCACGUGUAUUUAAGUAGCAACAAAAUGAUAAUCUGGCAGUCUAUAGGGUGCAGGAAAUUACGCAGAAGCACCUACCAUCUGAUCACAACCAUGUCUUGUGGAAAUUCAGUCUCCUCUGGUUACAGUCACAGAUCAGUCAGUCAGAGUGUGGUGCUAAACGGCACUCAAAGAGCCAGCAAGCUUUUUUCCCCAUCAUUACCAGCAUACUAAGGAAAGUUCUGUCCUAAGCAUUCUAGCUUUAUGAGGGGAGGCAAAUUUGGCUUUGAUCAUGCUAAGGGAGGAGAGAGAUAAGCCUUCAUUCCCUCCACACCACUGAUGGGGGCAAGCUUGGAGGCUUCUGCUCCUCCCACACACCUGUGGGCUCAUCACCAGUGAAAUCAUAAGAGGGGCACCAGGAUUUUCAUACAUCCCUGCUGGCACAGACAAAACUCUUCCUCCUACCUACAUUACUUAGCAAACAUGGAGGACAACAAAACAGGUAGUGGCGUUCAUAUCAGAAGGAACAGAGAACGUGCCAUAUGUGGAGCAGGCAUUGUGGCAGAUACAGAGCUGCUGGUUUAACCUGAUUAUUGGCCUGUUCUAGUAUAGCUAUUUAUAUUUGGGGAUGGAAGGACAGCAACGUUUUCUGUGUUUACAUGUGUUCCUAGAGCCGACUGUCAAAUCUGAACAUAGCCUUUCUAUAUUUGAAGAGGAAUCCAUAAAGGAGGAGGAGGAGGAGGAGGAGGAAGAGGAGGAUGCGCUCUCAGUUAGGUCAUCACUUCUGUUAGACUUUAGUUCAGGACGAGAGGAAAUCCUACCACCUUAUAUAGAAGGCUUGUGGACCUAUGCAUGUGAUUUGAUGAGAGGAAACAAUGUGAGCUGCCUAGCUUGGAACAAAGUGAAUCCUGUAAGUGACCUCUAAACACUUGGGGAAAAUGCAAAAAAUUGUUCUUUGCACUGUCAAAAUUAAGUAUCACUUUAGGAGUAGAAUUUCUAAGCUUGUCAAAGCUGCAUUUGCAAAGAGACUCUAUUAUUAUUAUUAUUAUUAUUAUUAUUAUUAUUAUUAUUAUUAAUAUUACUGAAAUUAAUAUACCACAGAAAAAAAGGCUGGCUUGUGUUUAGCCUGUCCCUCAAGAUCAUCUCCUGCGUUUCUCUGUCAUGCAUUUAUUGGGAAUGCUUGCCCACAUUUGGAGAGUGACCAGUCUUUUGUUUGUUUGAAAGAUGGGCUUUUCAUUUUUCUCACAAAAGGUAGCCUACUUGCAAACAUGCUGUUGGCCAGACCUUCCUGAUCACAGCAGUUUAAACUGUUCUGUGGUAGCUUCAUGACAUCACAGUAGCUUAACUAAUCACUGCCAGUUUUCAGCAGCAUCAAAUCCUUUAGCACUUAACAAUAUACGUACACUUGGACAGCAAUAAUGAUAGCGGCAAUAGAUAGGUGAAUGGAAGAAGGAGCCAGCUGUUAAAGGUUGCAGCAGGGGGCAGAAACACUCCUAUGAGCUGUGAACAGUCUUGCUACUGACGCUGCUCUGGAUCCAUAAUGAGCAGCUUUUCACUCCAAAUUAAAUAGAGCCUCAAAGGCCAUACACAUAGCCAUCUCAAUGGUUGCUGUGGCUUGGUAGUGUAAUCAUGUGUUGUUGGUUUUUAGGAUCUACUGGCUGUUGGUUAUGGACAGUUUCGUUUUAAAGAGCAGAAGAAAGGCUUGGCUUGCUGCUGGUCACUGAAGAACCCAACGGUAACACAAUACUUGGGCUAUUCCUCUUGAUUUUGGUCAAUUUGAUAUUAUUUACUGAUAAGAUACAACGGCGAUGUAGCAACAAAGUUCUUUUUUACUCUUCCUUAGGCCCAUGAGGCCUUCAGAUUUGCUUCCCCGUUAAGACCACAAAUAGCUCAUUUAUACCCUAUCCUUAUCUUAAGAUAUAAAGCAAUCUUAUAAUCUAACCACCCAGUCCUAAGCUUACUUGUAUGUAAGAUCCCCUGAGUUGACUUCCUCCCACAUACAGUAUGCAUAAGCAUCACUAAGCCAUAUUAUAAAUGCUAUAGUAAAGAAAACAUGCCAACCUUGAACCAUAUAUUACAAAAAAGUAAUCAGAAAUGUAAAAUCUCCAUUUGUACCUGCUGAUUACAACAGAUGGAUAAAGUUCCAUUUUGUUUUAUUUUAAUUUAUGUUAUUUGACAGGAAUUAUAUAUCAUUUAAUCAUCAAAACCUAUAAGCAGUUUACUUAAAAUGCAUUUUUGUGGCAUUCUUCCCUUCCUUUUCUGUAACGAAUAAUGUAAGGUAGCUUUAGUGUUCAAUAACUGAAUUUCAGAAUUUUAAAGUAUCUUCUUUCUUAUCAGUUGCUAGCAAUUAUGGGAUUAAUUCAGUGUCCCACUCUUCUUAUUGUUCUGUCAGCAGAAGCAUUUCCACUUGCCAGAUGAACUGACAACCUUCCUCUGCAAACUGUUCUGAGGGUACUCCCAACUCUCCAGAGUGGAUUAGGGGGAGACAGCAGGGCUCAUGGGGUCAGGAGAGGGCAGAAAGCCCCAUUGUGCUGGCUCUAGUGCACUGGGUUAGUUGAAUCCAGUCCAAUAUUUUUUCUUUUUUAAACAAAAUUCUAAUCUACAUGCGAAGAAGAUACACUCAGCAACAUUGAAGGUGUUUCAGAAAUGCACCUUAAAAGGAAGCAAAAUUGAAUCACAGCUAAUCAGACCCUCCCUCCUGAAUUUUAAAUAAUUUCUGGGGUCCCUGAUUGUUUAUAAAGUGUGAAUGCUCUCUUAGUUAAUACAGAUUUGAUUUUCCAGUGGCCAGAGCGUGUCUAUCAAUCUCAUCAUGGAGUAACUGCAUUGGAUUUCUCUCUAGCCAAUCCAAACCUCUUAGCAGUUGGAUUGUACAAUGGGACAAUUGCAGUCUACAAUGUCCAGACCCAUCAUACAACUUCAGUUUUAGAUACCAGGUAAGUCUUGUGGAGGCACCUCCACACAUUGUUCAUUACAUUGCAAAGUAUAUUGUUUGUCUGGAUCUAAACACACACACAUCUCCAAAUCCCACCUCUGUUUGGCUUUGACUAUUCUGAAAAACUGGAGGAUUAAUUGGUUGUACUGUAUUACACUCUCCCCACCUCUAUGACAAGUUUCAGGCAUAUUUUCAUUACCUGCAUGUGUUGCUUCCUAUAUGUACUUGCAUUCCCACCUCCAACUCCUGCAAUCAGACAUACUUGGAAGUCCAGAGAGGCCCAGUUCACUUCCAACUUUUGAGGCGCCUAGCCAGAAUAUUAAUCUCUUGUUUCAGCGAAUCUUGUUGGUAUUAAUCUCUUGUUUCAGCGAAUCUUACGAUAAACAUUUGGGCCCUGUGUGGCAGCUGAGGUGGGUUGAGCAGGACAGGGGAAUAACAGGAGAAGACAAAGGGGAGAUACUAGUCUCCAUAUCAGCAGACGGCAGAGUGACUAAGUGGUUUGUUCGGAAAGGAUUAAGCUGCAAUGGUAAGCGUUGUCACCUUACUCCAAACAUUCUGGAAUUACUUAAAUGGGGUGUGUGUGUGUGGGUUCCCCUAACCUUUCUUAUGUUCUUGUCUUUUUAAUAUUAUUGCCAGAUACUUUGGCUGCUACAUGUUGAAAGGUGGGAUAAAAUAAUAACAAUUCAGUAAGUAAUUAAGUUAGGGAAUAAUAAAGACACUCCAGGUUAUACAGCACAGAGAAUUACACAUAAGGGCUGUGAUGCCAUUGAGUGCACAAAGAACUAGGGCUAUUUGCACACAGCCCUCUUUAAAAAAAGUUGAAAUCCCAUUGGCCAGCUGCUUGGUGGGGAAAGAGGUUAAUAAUUCCAGUUUACUGCCUCCCCUUCCAAACAACUGAUUGGCAAGAUUUGGGCCUCUUUUAAAAAGGCCUAUAUGUACAGUUCCAGUUGCUGGAUUUGGAAAGGUAAGCAGGAAGCAUCUGUUUGCGGAUUCACCUUCUGAUUAGUGAUACAUGUACAGAAAUCUGUUUCCAUGUUCACACAGGCCGUGCUGUGGAUGCGAGGGGUUCACUGGUUUACUAUAGGGGUUUACUAUAGGUAAUCAGAGAUGAAAUAAAUAAAGCCGUUUCUUAUACUAGCUCCAAUAAUCGACAAGGAGAGUUUGUAAUGGCCAUGUGUUGUGUAGAAGAGAAACAGUCCCUAUAGCCCUCAUAGUGAAACAGGAGGUCUCACCAUCUAUAUGCAUUUGUUUCUCAACUCAGAUCUGAUGAAACUCAAGCGAACAGCAAGUGACAAGAAAAAGGGAGGGGCAGAAAAGAAAAGUGAAGCACUCAUAUCUCGACAAGCUCCAGGAUUAUCCUUUGAUUUCCAUCCAAAGGUAUCCUAAUCUUUUAUGAUGUUUUCUGAAUGUUUUGUCCACAGAGGUCAAAGUGAUAAUUUAGCUGAAGACAAUGGAUAGCAAGCAAUGGAGGUCCGCUUGUUCCUCCUACUCAUUGGUUGUUUCUGAACAAGUUUUAUAGUUUAGCAUGUUAGAUUGACAUAAAGAGCAGAGAAUCUCUAUUUUGGACAUCUUUCCAAAGACUGAAGAGAUUUUAUAACCCAUCCAACGCUAAAAAAUGUAGUAGUAGCCUCUCCUAGUAUUUCCAGGGAACUAGAUGGAGGGCUCCCAUCAAACUAAAUGAGGAUUGUAGCUCUGAGCUGGUAGAAUCAGCCACACUUUUGACAAGGCUGGGUGCAGCGCCACUCUCUAUCAAAACCCAAUUCUGCUUAAUCUACCUUCAAAGGAAAAGGAGAGGAGAUACAAGCAUACUCCAGGGGCAGGGAGCGUUAACAUGGUCAAGAAAUGGCUAAACUGGAGGUGGCAUCACAAUGUCAUAUUUCCCCUCUGCAUGCACUGUCUUCCGAACAUGUGACACAUGCAACUCUUUCAUGCAUUAUUAUGUUUUGUUGGAUAUUGUUUGUUGGAUGUCUGCUCUAUUCCUGGACACGUGGUUAGUUGGGACUUCUGGCUCAAGCCUUUGAGAAUUCCAUUACAUUGGACUCUACUUUACCAGGAAAGAAGAGAAGCAAGCCUGACAAUUUGCUGCAGUGAAGAUUCUAAAGAAUAUGCCCAAUCUGGAUAAAGUCAAAGCCAUUUACAGUAAUUUGGUUUUAUUUCAGGACACUAAUAUAUACUUGGUUGGAACUGAGGAAGGUUUUAUUCACAAAUGCUCUUGUUCUUACAAUGAGCAGUACUUGGAGACCUACAGGGGACACAAAGUGAGUAAACAUAAAUAAAAUUGGGUUGAAUAAGUAGAUGCACAGAUACUCACACACUGUCUUUAGUACCCUUUACACCAGUGAUGGGGAACCUGUGGCCCUCCACAUGUGGCUGGACUACAACCCCUAUAAUUCCUGACCAAUGGCCAUACUGGCUGGGGCUGAUGGGAGUUGUACUCCAGCUAUUCAUACCUGGAGGGCCACACAGGCUCCUAGCCCUACUUCACAUAUUCUUCUGACAGGAUUCUUCAGGUACCAAUCAAAUUUUCUGUGUUGGGGAAAUCAAUGACUAAUGAACCACAUACUUUAAUAAUACUUUCUUGAAUACUGCAUAGUUUAGAAGGUUUCUCAACCAGACUAGGCCAGAUGACUUUGGACCAACCAUUUAAAAUCAGUUAUCUUCUAGGUCAUUAUACAAACUGGAAUGCCAGGUUGUUGACUAUAAACUGAGCAGGUCCUGCCCUGAUGCAAGAUAAGGCAGCCACCUCAAGCAGCUGCUUGUGGGUGACAAGUGAUAAUGCACUUAGAAGUUCUCUGCCCCGCUGAAAUGAACAGGAGGAACCUUGGCUUCAAGUGGCAGCCAAGACUCACAGAUACAGAGGUGUCUUUCAAAGCCAUGCUACCCAUACCACUGGUAGGGGACUGAGGCCUGGUCCCUAACAUCACAUCUGACAUUGGUAGCCUGGAACCAUCAAGCACCUCCUGAGCCUAGUGCCUCUGAAAUAUUGAGCCCCACAAUACCAGAUGCCCCUUAUUGCCAUCAGUGGUCAGGAAGUCAAACAGAGGCAACUGCUUGGCUCCAGGCUUAUAGGCUACCCCUUUAAGGCUUUUCUCCUCUCAAGAAAGGGUUGGAAUCUGGGAGAAGGUCAGGGCUGAAAAGGAGAUAAAGGGCCUUGGAUGGAACUGAAAGUCCCUUGGAGAAAGCUGCUAUUCAAGUGAUCUGUCCAAGGUGCUGCAAGCCUGCUGUAUCUGACCCUCCUUAUCCUCUCCCAGACCUGCUUCCACACGUCCUGCCUCACACUCUUGUGUAGGUGAAGUUAACAGCUGCUCUAGAUUCCCAGGAUUCUGACCACCAUACCAGAUUGUCUCCCCUGCAACCAUUUUUUCUCUCAAGCAGCCCAGUCUGUUGCAUUCCUUACCAUAUUUGGGUUCUGUCUUCCUAAAGACAAGAGGAAGAGCAUAGUACAACUCCCAUUGUUAGGACGGCAAUCCGAUGGCAUUGUGUCCCUCAUUAAUAGCAGGAUGGGUUGCCCUUUGAACUAGUGUGUCUCGGAACACCUCUGCAAACUUCCUUGACAGAUAUGAACUCAAAAUGCUAUCAUAUAAAUUUAAACAUGCAGAGAAACCAAAGGAGGAAGCUUACAUACAUGUGAGGCACCAAGCAGAGCCAGGGCUCCCUUCAGUUUUCAAGAACCCUCUAGCAGGGCCUAACUGCCAUUCUGCUUGUCUUUUUUAGCUAGCACAGCUACUGUGGUACAAACUGUAAAAGAGGCUUCAGCUAUGCAUGGGUCUCCCCUGAGUGUAUGAAUUCAGCAUCUCCUUUGGAUUCAGGCCAAUCUGCUUAACCUAGCUAAAGCUGUGCCAUCCAUCACAUACUGCUUAGAGAAGUUCAGUGUCUCCCAAAAUCUUGUUGGGCUUCAGCGCUGUGGUGCUGCAUGCUUCUGCGCUAAUAUUUGCAUAUGUAUGUGUGUGUAAAAUUUAGCAAUUACUCUUUCUCUCUCUAUUUCAAGGGCCCAGUGUACAAGAUAGCAUGGAAUCCAUUCAGUACAGAAGUGUUUCUAAGUUGUUCUGCAGACUGGAGUAUUAUAUUGUGGCGCGAGGAUUCAGUUCGUCCUGUUUUGACUUUCAGUUCCACUGCCAAUGUUAUUUAUGACAUAGUGUGGUCUCCCAAUUCAGCAUAUGUGUUUGCAGCAGCGAACGAAACCAGGGUGGAAAUCUGGGAUCUUAGUGUCAGCACGUAAGAAUCAGCCAUUUUCUUAAAAGCAAUUUAUACAUCUAUCUAUCUAAAAAGGUACUGUAUCCAGUUACUCUUGAACAAAGUAAACACAGCGUAUCAUACAUGGAAUGCAUUACAAAAUAUGAGAUCUUCUGCCAUUGUAUAUAUUUCCUAUUUGCUAAGCAGCUAUGUAUCAAUGGGAGAAACACUUGCACCCAAUUCCUUAAAACCCAAUUGGAAGGAGCUCUAUGGAUAUUGUUUUUCUCCCCAGAGCUCAACGUUUCUUUCCAGGGGCCUAAUCAGAGACUAUACUUAGUGGAAUGGAGCAAUGGUACAGGGCAGAACCAAUGCUGCAGGUUCAAACAGCUAUCUAAGGUUAUACAAUAUGUAGCUUCCUAACUUUAAUGGUGUUAUAUACAUCAGCAUUACUAGCAGGAAUAAUUAAGGUAGUGUGGUGGAGGAAAGUAACUUGUGAGGCAGACAAGCAAGCAAGCAAACAGCAAACAAUAGUAGUAGUUGUGGUAGUAACAUAUCUCACAAUGGGAUGUCCCACAGAGCUCUGCAGCCAUCAGUUUUAUACUGUAUGCCAUUGUUUUGCAUGUAGCCUGGAUCCCCUGAUUGUGCAUCCUGCCACUGGAACUGUGAAAUUCACGGCUGUGCUUUUUGCCAAAAACGCAGAUUGCCUUCUAAUUGGCGACAGUGAAGGAUCAGUCACCGUGUACGCACUAAGAAAUAUGAUCCCUUCAGACAGGAAGAAGGUACGUUCUGCAGCAUUAAAAGCUGAAGUAGCCUACCCCAACCGGGGGCCCUUCUAACACCUGAGCCCCACUGUUGAUUCACAUGUGUGUAGUGCGUUAAUCAGUGUCCCUAUGUUAAUCAGCUGGACUAUGCUCUGUUUAGGUAGGCUUGCCAUACGUCAGGAGAAUUCCUGACAUGUCCUGGUUUUGGGGUGUAAAAAUGGAGUUGGGGGGGGAAUUUGGGGUCACUCCCAAUUCUGAUGGGAACAACUUUGUGGGUGUCAGGAAUUUUACUUUUUGAAAUACAGCGACCCUAGUUUAGGUGCUGCGACUAUGCCACAGCGUUCUACUACAAAUGCCUCACUAUACAUAUUCAAGUUAUGAGUGCUGGGAAUGGAAUAGCAAUAGGAUGGGACCAUCCACGAAUGAGGUCAGAACAUAGCUUGCCAAACAGCGGUGUUUCUGCCUAAUAAGUCAAAGGCAUGUUAGCAAAGCAGCCUGCAGAAGGACUAGCCAUUCAUGAAAGGCGCUGCUGCUUAAACUUAUGUUCAGCUGCAUUCAUGUGCAGAAGACGGCGUAAGUGGCUUAUUUUAUUCCUCAGCGCACCAGUAACAUCUUUAUAAACCACACAAGCCCAGCUUUAUGAUGUAGAUGCAACUUUGGUAAUGGUGAAAAUUGUUUGCAAAUUAUGAGACCACGCGAGUAUAGGGAGUAUAUAAAUUCUAAUUCUAAUAAUAUAAGGUUUUAGUUAUAAUAAGGCUUUUUCCAUCCAGAACUUGUUAGAUUGACUACACUCAGAAAAGACCUAAUGCAAACUCUUCCUACUUUUUUACCACUUGCUUUCGAAUGAUCAGGUUUGUUAAUGUAUAUAUCUACCUCUUUUUUGUCUUUUUCAGGUGGAUGCUUUGCAUGAUAUGAUUGGCUCUGUUCUAACCAGUCCAGUGUAGAUUUUUUACAGCAAUAUUCCAUGAAAAAAGGACACAAUAUUUAAUUCCUAGCAGUUAAUUAUGCAACAACCAACCAUUAAGUGUGUGUGAGUUUAUAUAUGGGAAUAAAUUUGUUGGGAAUCAUU
Podarcis lilfordi (Lilford's wall lizard) is the source of this 23501-nucleotide messenger RNA. Lineage: Eukaryota; Metazoa; Chordata; Lepidosauria; Squamata; Lacertidae. The record is from the annotation of a GenBank genome assembly.